This is a messenger RNA of Phytophthora infestans T30-4, 2487 nucleotides long. RefSeq lists its product as uncharacterized. The coding region runs from base 1 to 2487 and encodes 828 amino acids. The transcript has 6 exons. Lineage: Eukaryota; Oomycota; Peronosporomycetes; Peronosporales; Peronosporaceae. The record is from RefSeq and is a predicted model, not a curated record.
AUGUUGCUGGCAAAAUUCUUCGACGGUGCUCAUUGUGACGUAGGAGUGCCAAACGCAAAAUCAUUCGAGAAUCUCUUGCUGGCUGUCGUCCAGUCUGGCGAUCUUCGUGUUGCGAUUGACUAUGCUGCAGACGUUAGUAUCCAACGCAGUCACGACCACGUCUGUCGAUCCCAAGCCGAGCAGAAAAGGAGUGCUUUUAUUGCUGGUAUCGAGCAAAUGAGUCCUUUACUAGUUGUAGCAGUGAAUUCUCGUUCACCUAUUGGUUCUUUUGAGAUCGCAAUGGAACUUACAUGUACAGAUAGCAACCCCGUCGUCGUGGUGCUACACUCAAUGAACGCUAGUGGAUGUUUCCCAAAGUUGGAAGAUGCCAAAAAGAAAAUUGAGUCGAUCGUGUUAUUCGAGGCGAAGCGAUCUCCAGAAGAAGAAAUCCAGAUUCAAGCAUUCCGUCAUUUACUCGCAGUAGCAAACCAAACACGUCACAACAGAGAGCGAAGUUUCAUGGACUCAGUCAUCAACCGCAAACUAGUUUUGACGGAACGAAAAGUGGCUGUCGUGUUCGAGAAAAUCGGCUUCUUCUUCUCCUCCACAGAGUUGCAGGAGGUUGUGAGCUACCUGAAACGUGUCCAAGACAAUUAUUCUCGAGCGCAUAAUCAUCGAAUGGACGAUCUGCCGAGUUUGUCGAUGCUGACGCCAACGUCAACUGGACUUUUCACGCUGCCAUUUAUGAAAACGCUGCUGGUUUCCUCGACAAUGAUGAGCGAUAACGGCGGACUUAAUUCACCGUGGCGGUUCGUCUGUGUACUCGUUGACUACGAUUUCCAACUCGUUGAUUUCGUUCAUGACGGCUGUCCUGUUACAAAACGAGGAGGCUUUUCGUACCGUAAAGGCCAGUCCAUCUAUAACUGUAUCGUGGAUCGAUUAUACCUUCGUCUCACGGCUUUAUCGAACAAAGUAUUCGCAGGCUCAAAUUUUACGCGAACUUUGUCAAAAGUGCGUAUCCAGCUGGAAAAUAUGGAAGAGUGUCAAAUUUUGGGAUUGCUUGACACGAAACCUCAUGCAAACUGUCGAUGGUUUACUCUGGCAGCGGUGUAUCGGUCCGAGAAAAACAAUCAAUGGCAACUUCAGGCUAUCGGAAGGUGUGGAAAUGCCACGUCAAUCUACGCUAGUAUCGAUGAGCUAAACGCUUUACUCGUGGAGAUGAGAAUGAUCCAGACCAACAUUCGUCAAGACUGCGAAGAAAUUGUUCAUCGCCUGGCAAAGAACAUUCGAUUCGGUCGAAAUGGCCGCAUCGUGUUGGCUCCGAUGGUGGGAAAUGGUGACAAACCGAGCUUGCGAAUAGCGCUAAAGUUGCAGGAAAUGGAGAGUGAAAUCGACGUGUACACACACCGCAACGUUGCCAACCGCACCUUACCGACGAUUCAGUCGGUUUAUCGCUCACUACUGCGUAUUUUAUCCCAACACGAAAUCAAGGAAUGUCUACAACAAAACUUCUUCGCUCCGCAGAAUCGAAAAGUGAAGCGACAUGUCGAACGUCGAGUCGUGAGUGCUCAAACAAAUGUUCCUGUUGAAAAUUUGCAUGUUUUUAUCGAAAGGAACGUCUCGCUGGGCUCGAAUCUAGCGAAGACUGUGCUCCCGAUGCUAAUGAUGGGGUCUCGGCUCAUGUCCAUUCGACGUCGCUUGCUAAAGAAACGUGUCACUGAGAUCACACGAGGGGUAGCACAAGCUUUUGUCCCUGACUGUUUCGCUAAUGCGCUAAAGCGAGUAACGAUCGCCACGAGUUUGAAUGUCAAAUUGAUAUCUGUCGUUCGUGCGCGUGCACUUUUAAGGCGAGUUAUGCGUCAACGAUACGAGAGAAUCAAAAACUGCAUACUUGAAUGUGCUCGGAAGAGGGAACAGGCUCGAGAAUACUCCCAGAGCUUCCCGGUUCGACUGCAAAAGCUCUUUGCAAACUCGUUGGUAUUGUCAAUUUCUGAGCGUGAUUUACUACAAAACUUAACGAGAGAAGAACUGGCAGAACUCGAUCUUAUGCUGCGUGGAGUGUCUGUACCAUCUAAGGAGAAGACAGUACUGGACGAACGUCUCCUGCUUGAGAAACUUCGGAUGAAAUUAUUACUCGUGACGGAUAGCGACGGGCGAGCGAAUUGUCGUCUCGUGCCGGGAAGUUAUUCGCUGUACGUCUUCCAUCUCGACUACUUCGAUGGUCCAGCGACAGCGACGUCGUCAGUGCAGGAGAUCGUGAUUCCGCUGGACGUGUAUCGAUGGACUUAUUCUCUGCAACUUGUGGAUUAUUUCCAUCCUCACGUCAACGUCAAACUUGCAGGCAUCGCGCUCCAAAUCACAAAUAAUUGCAGCUUAGAAAGACAAGUUGCUGUCACCGACGCCAAUGGCUACGCCACUUGGGAUGUCAGUAAAGGGUUGUACGCUGUCGCCGUGUUGCGUGAAUGCAGACAAUUGCCAUGCCUGUGCUGCUCGGUGGCGUCAAAGUGA